Messenger RNA from Mytilus californianus (California mussel), 4171 nucleotides. RefSeq lists its product as uncharacterized. Bases 74 to 2356 code for a protein of 760 amino acids. The record is from RefSeq and is a predicted model, not a curated record. Lineage: Eukaryota; Metazoa; Mollusca; Bivalvia; Mytilida; Mytilidae. The transcript is spliced from 2 exons.
GGUAAUUCAAAACAAAAUUCAUUUCCUGUACAUUGAAUGACAAUUUUACAACGUGUGACUUAGAACAAAGUACAUGGUGAUGACAUUAACUCCAGCCUUCAAUUUAACAGAGUACUACAAAUUUCUUUUCAAAGUGCACUAUUGGAAGUGUACAGAUGAAAUACCACACUGUAACAUCUCAAAUAUCAGUAAUGAAACAAUCUUUUAUAAUACGACAACUUGGAGGGACACAGGAUUUUGGCUAAUUUCAACUAUCAAAGAUUCUGCAAAACGAUUUUCGCUUUUUACGUUACCACCGACACCAUCAAUUGGCAAACUUAAACCAGAGAUUAUAGAUCCGUGUGGAGAAUCCGUAGAAUGGGAAUAUGAAUGGAAGGUUCGACCAUUCGUCCUUGUAGUUUAUCUUUUGCUACUGAUUUUUUCGUUUUUAAUUUGUUUAGUGGUUUCUAGAAUUGUCAAACGGUGCCUAAAACAAGGAGAAAAAUUUGAAAGACAUGCUGGCACAAGUGCUACAGACAAAAAGAAUGAGUUAGUAGAUGACGAUGAACAUACUGACGAUGAAAUUGCAGCAUUUAAGCCAACACAUACGUUAGACCACAGCAAUAUCACAGAGGACUCAAAGUCUCACAUUGAAGAACUGGAACGGGUAAAAUCUCAAAUAUCUGUGAAAAAAGAUAGAAUAUUAUUGCAGUAUCAAGUCUUUACAAAAGUCCCAAGUCACGUUAAUCCUAAACCCAGACAAGUACCUGUUCUAACUUUCCUUAAACAUACUACCGAUUACCUGUUUUCUAUGAUGGAUAAGCUGUUAUUGGAUAAUAGACGAAGUCCAGGUAGGAGUUCGCCUACUCGUUCUGUUUCUGAUCUUGGAUUUGGUCAAACAUACAACACUUUGAAUUCAACACCAAGAAGACCACUGCGUAGGUCAAUGAAUAGAUCUCGUGGCAGCUCACCUCACCUUCCAGAACAAGACGACCAAUCGAUAGACCCUUUAGAGAAGAGAGCUUGGGAAGAACUGAUUCAAAAUAUUGCAAUGAAUAAUCAUGUUGCUGUUGAUUUUGAUGUUGAUCUAAAUAUGUCGAUUUCUGGAGAAUCGACAACAAGAAAACUUCUUCAGUUCUUUUUGAAUCAAGGUUCUAUAAAAAUGGAACAGCUUCAGGUUGCAAAUCUUAUUGUAAAUUAUAGCCUGUAUCUUGUAUCUAAGGAAAUAGAAGCAAAUUCGUCUGUAGGCGGAGUCCAAUUUGAGAAUUUCAAGUUAACCGGAAGUAUGCGCAAAGGACUAAAAGUUGCCCAUGCCAGUCAGUUUGACUUUCAUAUGAACUUUCAUGGAAAAGACUUUUAUGUUUAUGAAAUUUUGGACCAACUGAAAUCUGACGAAAUUCCUCCUGGAAAGAUUAUUCUUCGAGCAAAACCCGACAAUAUUUGCACAGAACCAAAAUGUUUAAAGACUGUACAAAUAAAGCAAAAAAAUCAUGUGUGCCUUUGUGCAAAAUCGGUAUCAUUCAUUGCUGAGGAGAUGAUUGAUAGGGCAUUGCAAAAUCUCUAUACUGGAACAAGGUCACUAAUCGACCGCCUGCCGUUUCGAAUACAACGUUCUCCAUUAGCUAACAUAGUUCUUUCAAUAGACACCAGAAGCGUCAUUGGCUUAGGGCUUUCAGAAAUACGAGUACAAUUGAUUCCCGCCAUCUUUUUGCCAAUACAUGGAUGGUUUCAACCAGUUCCCCUGUUCGCAACUGCAUACUCAUCUACGCAACAAGAAUUCAAAAGUAAAGGUGCUAGAGGACAGGAUCCAGUUCCUGUUCCAUUAGGUAGAUCUGAUGUCAUCUGGAGUUUAGAUCUUAGUUCUUUUGAAGAAUUAUAUUUGAAUGAAAUAAAUAGAAAAAUGAAAGCUGCAGGAAUACACAGUUGUCACAAAACCUGCAUUAAAGUUCUCAAAGUACUGUUUACAGCUUUAUCUAGAAAGUCUUUAUUGGAUCGUGGCGAGUUGAACACUAAUAUGAUUGAGACUGUUGUGUAUUACUUAUUGUUGGAAUCAACACCGGACCAAUGGGCUUUCUCUGUAAUAUCUGACAGAAUCUCAGACGCUUAUUUAUAUUUAAAGAGUGCACUUGAAUCAGGAAGACUUCCGAACUUUUUCAUUAAUAACCCUCACUUGUUAAAACAAAUGCCAUUUUUGCGUUCGUUUCCUUUUUUGUUGAGAGGUAAACAGAAUAAUCUACUAUCAGACAUCAGAUUGGAAACAGUUGACAAGAAGCUGAACUUCAUGCAAGAUAGAAUACGUGAUAAUGGACUAGAUGAUUGCUUCAAAGACACUUAUUCUCCAGACACAUGGGAGUUCGAAUUCUUUGUGUAUAGUUGAAUUAAGAAGAUAUAUUUUUGAUUAUUGCUGAGAUAAGGAUUAAUUUCUCAGAUAUGAACUAUCUGUAUUUAACUAGUUCAGUGAUCUUAGAUGGUUCUAACAUUUGCUCGCUGUAUGGUUUUGGUCAUUAUUUUUGCUCAAAUUUACAAAAAGGCAAUGUACCCCUUCCUCGAUGUAUUUAUAUGGCUUACACUGAAUGAUAUGUCCGUCUGUUCAUUUGUAACAUUAUUCUCUGUAGUCAGUAAAUAUUACAAUAUCACGGAAUCUGUUACCAAGCUUCAACUUGUCGAGGGUAAGCGAGUCAUGUAUUUUCAGUAGGUAAAUUAACCUCUUACUGAUGGUUGAACUGAAAAAUCAUAUAAAAGUGUGUUUGUGUGUGUGUGUGUGAGAAAGAGAGAGAGAGAGAGCAGUAGUUCAGACUUACGGGUUAAUUUUUUUGGUCAUUACAUACUGAUACUUUUACAUGUAAGAACUUGGAUUAAUGCAAUUAAAUAAGUUUGACCAUUUAACUAGACAAAUUUCAAAUCGAGUAUCAUAUGAAAGGUAAAAGUUAAAAAAAGGAUUUGGUUUGUGAUUUCGUUUAACUACAAUUUAGAUCACGUUAGAGUUAGUUCGCUUAGUUUAUGGAUAGCAAAAAAAAUUAAUUGUUUGUGGUAAAAGUCUGACUCAUACCCCAUUCGUGCUUGUAUUGUAAGUGUUCUUAUUAAUUUUUGACAGAAAUAAGGCGGAGAAAUGUUUCAUUGCUUUAUUGCUAAUAUUAGUCUAAUAAAAUAAAUUGUAAAUUUCUCGCACUUUUGUCUCGAAUGCGACGAAUAUGAGACAUAGGGAUGUUAAAACGGUAGCGGCGACUGCAUAAACAAAUAGUGUAAGAGUUUAUAUAUAUAUCAGAAGGUGGAAGACCUGAAUAAUUCAUAUUUCGUAUAUAGAUGCCUUGUUUUUUACAAGAUUCCGUCUGUCGCUUGUCCGUUGUUCUUGGCCUCUUUGUCAUGGUUCCGCGGUUGCUUAAAAAAAUCUGAAGAUUUUAAUGCAUGAUUAUCUCAUUUACCAUGAGUGAUAGUCUACUAUAUUUGGAAUAUAGAAUCAUUGCAAUAUGAAAAAGUCUGUUAGACAGAGUUCACUUGACUUUUAUCAUAUUUCAUGGAUCAGUGAUCAACGGUAAAUCCGUUUCUCAGAUACUAUAAGCAAUAUAUCAACUAUAUUUGAAAUAUGGAAUAACAAGGUGAACAUGCUCAUUUGGAAGGAUCCAUCCGGGACCUUGACCUCUUAUGCAUGAAUCAUUCAUAAUGAUAAGUUUUUAAAUGAUACAUGUACCUUAUCUUAAAUACUUGCCGCACAAAAAUAUAUUAAAAUCCGUAAAAUUUCAACUCUUGAUGUUUUUUAGGAUUGCUGUCUCCUUUAGGUAUACUCAAUAUAUUUCAUUUAUACACAGACGAUGAAGUGGUACUGGAAACACUAGAUUUCGCAUUUUUUCGCUCUAGAGUUUCGCAAACGUUUGUUUAUACUGGAAUCUUACUACAGUAUUAGGUCUUUUAUGUUUAUAUUAAAAAACGUAUUACGCAAACUAGUCCAAAGUUUAUUCUUGUACCAAAGUUAUAAUGGUGCCUCAUUACAAGAAGCUAGUUGAUAUGUAUAUGUAAAAGCAGGAGCGUUUAAUUCACUUUUUUUUUUCUAGUUUUUUGUAUUAAUGUAGAAAGCUUUCUUUCUUUCCAUUUAUUAUAAAUUUGAAAACAACAGGAGUUGUUUUGAUUUUCAUUGUACCUAUUGUUUUUCAUAUGUUGAUAUAAUUUGAAAAUGAUUAAAGGUUGUUUUUCUUUG